AGUGCGAGUCGAGUGACAGGUAGGAAGGAGCGCAGUUAGCCUACUUAGGUCUUGAUAUUGGCAAUGCACUGUGUGCUAGUGUUUUAUAUCCCUCUAGAUAUGAGCUAGCCAGUGAUAAUCAUCCCACUGCAUCCGGAGUUUAGGACUGAAACCGGUUAGGAAGAAAAGGGAAAGGGGUAGCUUCGGUCCGGGAGUGCCGAAGACAACAUCGCCGGCUUCCGGGGAUUCAGGGCAGCUUCGAGAAACAGCAGACGGCGGUCUUCGGAAGGGCGAGCAUCCAUUAGAUAUCAUUUGGAUAGACAACCACUGCUGUAGUGGAACCCGAAACAUGUCAAGAAAGGUCCACAGAACCGAAGUAUGCGCCGACUGCAGUGCACCAGAUCCGGGCUGGACCAGCAUCAACAGGGGCGUUUUGAUCUGUGACGAGUGCUGCUCGGUGCACCGCAGCCUGGGACGCCACAUCUCCAUCGUCAAGCACCUGCGUCACAGCGGCUGGCCCCCUGCACUGCUGCAGAUGGUGCAGACCCUGGCCAGUAAUGGGGCUAACUCGAUUUGGGAGCACUCCCUGCUUGACCCAGCGCAGGUGCAGAGUGGCCGCAGGAAACCCAACCCACAGGACAAAGUCCACCCCACCAAGUCCGAGUUCAUCCGUGCCAAGUACCAGAUGCUAUCCUUCGUCCACAAGCUGCCGUGCCGAGAUGACGACGGUGUUACCACCAAGGACCUCAGUAAGCAACUGCACUCCAGUGUGAGGACGGGGAGUCUGGAGACAUGUCUACGGCUGCUGUCCCUGGGAGCACAGCCCAACUUCUUCCACCCGGAGAAGGGCACCACUCCACUCCACGUGGCAGCCAAGGCAGGCCAGGUUCUGCAGGCAGAGCUGCUGGUCGUGUACGGAGCUGACCCCGGAGCCCCUGACAUCAAUGGACGCACACCCAUGGACUACGCAAGGCAAGCGGGCCAGGUGGAGCUGGCAGAGCGUCUGGUGGAGUGUCAGUACGAGCUCACAGACAGGCUGGCCUUCUACCUGUGUGGCCGACGCCCUGAUCACAAGAAUGGGCAUUAUAUCAUUCCUCAGAUGGCUGACAGAGCUCGCCCUAAGUGCCCGACACAGAGCCUGGACCUCUCAGAACUGGCCAAGGCAGCUAAGAAGAAGCUCCAAGCGCUGAACAAUCGAUUGUUUGAAGAGCUGGCCAUGGACGUGUAUGAUGAAGUGGACCGCAGGGAGAACGAUGCAGUGUGGCUGACGACUCAGAACCACAGUACUCUGGUGACGGAGCGCAGCGCGGUGCCCUUCCUGCCUGUCAACCCCGAAUACUCAGCCACACGCAACCAGGGUAGACAGAAGUUGGCCCGUUUCAACGCUCGUGAGUUCGCAACGCUAAUCAUCGACAUCCUGAGUGACGCCAAGAGGAGGCAACAGGGGAAAGGCCUGAGCAGCCCUACUGGAAAAGACUCUAGUCUGGACCUGGGGGCCGAUGACGACCAGCAUGACUACGACAGCGUAGCGUCAGAUGAGGACACGGACAGCGAGCUGACCACUCAGAACAACAACAACACGCAGCGCAACAACCGGGCCAAGAGCAUGGACUCAUCUGACCUGUCGGACGGGCCCAUCACGCUGCAGGAGUACCUGGAGGUUAAGAAGGCCCUGGCUUCCUCCGAGGCUAAAGUUCAGCAGCUGAUGAAGGUCAACAACAACCUGAGUGAAGAGCUGCACCGGCUGCAGAAAGAGAUCUCGCGGAUGCAGACGGAGAACAGUGCGUUGCGGGGGGGCCAGGUCGGAGGAGGAGGGGGAGCUGGCGGUUUGGGAGGAGGGGGAGGCGGCAGCCCGGCACAUUGGCCAGGGGGGGUGAGAGGCAGAGGAGGGGGAGGUAGGGGAGGGGACCACUCCAGCCUAGCCAUGUCCUCAGCGACGCCCGCCCACCGGAGGGACAGACAGGCUUUCUCUAUGUACGAGCCAGGGGCCGCCACCCCUAAGCCCCACUCCCACUCCCCGGGCCUGGACUCCCUGACGGACCGCCUGCAGCCUCUGCACCCCAGUGUGAGGAAGGGGGGUCCUGGCGGUCCGACAACCUAUGGAGGACAGCACCUCUCUGGCUCCAUGGAGAUGGGGAGGUACAUGGGCCCUAAAGGAGAGAAGUACGGCAGUGGUACAGAUAGUGACUAUGACAACACUCAGACGUAUGAGCUGUCACUAAGUAGGGGGCGCAGCAGUGAAGAGGAGGGCCGGGGGGAGUCGGAGGAGUGGGGUGACGGGGGUGAGCCGGACCCUACCCUGCCCUGCACCGAAGACGUCAUCCUCAAGACGGAGCAGGUGACCAAAAACAUCCAGGAGCUUCUGAGGGCCGCACAGGAGUUCAAACACAACAGUUUCGUUCCAUGCUCUGAGAAGAUCCACUCUGCUGUCACUGAAAUGGCCUCCCUCUUUCCCAAGCGGCCUGCUCUAGAUGCCGUGCACUGCUCCCUGCGCCUCCUGGCGUCCAGCGCCUCCCGCCUCCAGGUGGAGUGUCGCAAGGCGGCACCCUCGGACCCGUCAGCGCCCGCCGUCGACUACCAGCUGCUCACCCAGCAGGUCAUCCAGUGCGCCUAUGACAUCGCCAAGGCCGCCAAGCAACUGGUCACUAUCACCACCCGCGAGAAGAAACAGUGACGGAGUAGAAAGGGGACGGACGGGGGAGGGCGGAGUGGAGCUGCAAGACUGACAGAGGGAGCAGGAGAGGGAUGGAGGUAGCCUCAAUUUCCAAGCUUCCUAGUCAAGUGAUGAACGAGACUUGGAAGGUUGGCAUCUCAAGGGAGAGCGAAAUGCCAGCCAAGGGGAGAAGCUAUAUUGGCUGCAGACCGAAAAGAAGAUCUCUGAGGAUGAAUAAAGAUGAAAUGAGAGGAAUUGAAGGUAGGGAAUGAAGAGCGGGUGGUAAUAUUAUAUAACAAUAGAGCGAAGCUGAGAAAUGGCUGCGGCUCUCGCUACUAUACCCGUGUGGACUGAGAGUGCAGUUCUGCGGGGGAGGGGACUCUUAAGGAGGAGGAGUGUGGACCAUUGAGACAGUAAUUGCAUGCGGGGGAUGGACACAGCACAGCACCAUAGCAGCUCAGCUCUCAUCAUCUCACUAUGAUCUCAGUCCAUCAUUCCUUUGGAGGGGAGAUCCCUUUACUACAACACCCCUCUCUGUGCAGCGCCUCAAACCCUCAUGUGACCGAGGCAGGCUGGGGCUGGGGCUGGGGCCGGGGCCAGUCGGUGUGGCCUACAAGGGGGCCAGGCCUUGGAAAUGAUCCACCCUGCUCUACCCCUCUCUCUCUCAGACACCACCUCCACUAUAGUCCCAGGCUCUGCUAAGGAGAGGAGGGCCCUUGCUACCCCCUCAGACCCCCUGGUACACUACAGCAUGUCUAGGCAUCAUGGACAAACUACUAGGUGAUGUUUAUUUUUUUCAUGUAUUUUUCUUUUUUAUGCCAAUCCGUUGGCCUGUACCUCUGGGGACAAUAAUUACUGACUGAAGAAAAAAACACUUACACUGGAAUUAUUGUGAUUAUUAUUAUACUAAUUGUUUUGUAUUAUUUUUACGGUCAUGAAUUACACUUAUCAUGAAUGUUUAUUUUGACGUCGUCUUAUGUAUGAUGGUUCCUGUUUAGAGGACCAGGGAGAGCUGUGAGAAUACUCGCUCGCCUUCUGUCUGACUGGGUCUUGACAUAUGCGCACACACACUAACUUGUGAAAUGGUCCUCAAACACUCCUGGAGCAGUCCAAUUCCUCCCGGGUGACAUUUCAGUUCUUAUUUCCUAUAGAUUUUUUGGGUUUCUACCUAUCAUGUUCUAAUAUGUCAGUAGCCAAGGGGUUGAACAAAUGCCAAAGGGGUAGGGAAGGGGUAUAAUAUGCUAUCAGUAGAAUAAUCCCUGGAAGCGGCAUUACAAGGAAGUGGGUAUAUUAUACAACCAUUGGCUGCUUCAGUCGCUAGACUGGCACUACAGUGGGAUCCAUACAAAGCUCGCUCUUAAACAUAUGCCAACUUGAGGCAGACUAGCUAGAUUGGGAACAAAUGUUUUGUCAAAACGACAAACAGCACUUGUUGUGGGGGCACUGGGGAAGCUGCGCUAUACUCUGCUAAACAAAUUAACGGUCACACUAAGCUAAGUGACACGCACUCCACGUAUUUAGUUUUAUCUCUUAGCUUCAAGGACUUUAGUGAUUGUGUGUCAGAUGGAUCUGGGUCAUGUUAAUUAGGAACUAAACGGUUGAAAACGGACUGAAACAGGGAGAGACUACUUGGACCCACCCCCCACACACACACACAAAUUACAUACACACGCACGGCUUGUGUGAUCCUGGACAACUGAAAGCGCUUCCAUGUUAGCUUGACUCAUGUUCACUUAGCAACGGGGUCCCGCCGUGUCACUAUCCGCCUGACUGUGCUCUCAUGUGUUCACGACAUUUAAUGAACCUGUAGGGGGUGAGAUCUUUUAUCUGUUCCCCGUCAAAUCAUGUCCAAAAAAAUGUCAAAUGUAACGUUCCGAUCAUGAUUGCCUUUGCACAUCUCACGCUAGACUGGCUUAAUACUCAGUGAUGUUGUAGCAUUUUGGGUUCCUGCAGUUCAUUAUCUAUUGCCAUCUCACACACACACAGACACACUGGGCCAGUAUAAAAUACUUUCUUCCCCAUUACAAUGUCCUCUUUUACCUCUCAGACAACCUGUUUUAUAGAAUACAGGCCUAUAUGUAAACAUAUUUUCAUGCUAUUUUUUUAUUAAGCUAUAUGUUCGUAUUGUGUUUGGGAGAUCGGAUCUAUUUAUGCUUGCUGUGGUGGGUUCCAGGCCUGAGGGGGGGAAGUGAAUAGGGUCUGAAGUCUGCCGCUGGUUAGCACUAAACUCAUCUCAAGUCUGAGGGGAAAGGGCUAUUGCACAAUGCUACGCCUUUCCCCUUUCUUCUUAGUGGACACUUAGAAUAGGGUCCCUUUUUAGUGGGAAUGUUGGGAAUGUUAGACACGUCAGUCUGACUCCAUGUUGUGCACAUGUUCACACAUGCAUCCCGAACACACACACACACACACACACACACACACACACACACUGGUCAUCAUGUUGUUCAGACAGUGGCACUGCACUGUGCCCCGUUUUCUUCACCUGGGAGAUCAGUGAUGGGAGAAUAUCUUUUAACAGAAGUAAAAACUGUAAAAAGUAGAACAUUGAAAAAGGUCAAUCGUAAUAGAAACUCAUAAGCUGUACAUUUCUAAUAAAAAACUAAAAAACGA
Coregonus clupeaformis (lake whitefish) is the source of this 5242-nucleotide messenger RNA. RefSeq names its product ARF GTPase-activating protein GIT1. Lineage: Eukaryota; Metazoa; Chordata; Actinopteri; Salmoniformes; Salmonidae. Gene Ontology annotation, biological process: brain development; regulation of ARF protein signal transduction. The transcript has 22 exons. The coding region runs from base 329 to 2653 and encodes 774 amino acids. The record is from RefSeq and is a predicted model, not a curated record. Gene Ontology annotation, molecular function: GTPase activator activity; protein binding.